GUUUAUUUCCUCAUUCCUCCCUCAGUUCUGUAAAAGUUAAUCCAACUUUUCAGAUGCUGCCUGGCAGGAAUGUGAUCUUUCGGGCCUCCUCGGAAGUUCCUGAGUAGCGUAAUUUCUGCAGUAACCGAGGAUGUGUGUUUCGGGCAGUGAUGGGGGAGGGAGGAGUCCCAGAAGGGCGAGCGCUAUAAAAGCAGGGGCGCAGCGGCCGGCUGAGGAUGCAGAGAAGCUGCAGAGAGCCGAGAAGAAGCCUUCAUCAUGGGGAACUGGUUUGUCAACAACUGGUUUUCGGCCAUCAUAAUAAGUGUCUGGAUGGGACUCAACAUCUUCCUCUUUGUCUAUUUCUACUUGUACUAUGACACCAGGGACGACUUUUUCUACACUCGUCACUUGCUGGGGUCGGCCCUGGCCUGGGCCAGAGCUCCUGCAGCCGUGCUGAACUUCAACUGCAUGCUCAUCCUCCUGCCUGUGUGCAGGAACCUGCUGUCUCUGCUCCGAGGCUCCUUCGUGCGCUGCAGCAGAACAAUGAGGAAACAACUGGACAAAAACUUGACUUUCCACAAGCUGGUGGCGUACAUGAUCGCCUUGAUGACAGCCGUUCAUAUGAUCGCCCACUUGCUGAACGUGGAGUGGUAUAACAACAGCAGACAAGGCGUUUACGACAAGCUCAGCACCGCUCUGUCCAACCUGGAAGACGACCCCGUCAACAAAACCACCUUCCUGAACCCGAUCCGCAAGAACGACAUCGACCCGCAGCAAAUCCCCACCUACUUUGUCUUCACAUCCAUCGCUGGCCUCACAGGCGUCAUCAUCACCCUGGCGCUCAUCCUCAUCAUCACGUCGUCCAUGGAGGUCAUCAGACGCAGCUACUUCGAGGUCUUCUGGUACACCCACCACCUCUUCAUCAUCUUCUUCGCCGGUCUCGUCAUUCAUGGCAUUGGGUAUAUUGUGAGGAGGCAGGAACACGAGUCGGCUGAACAUCACGACCCCCAUUUUUGUUACAACCGCACAGAGGAUUGGGGAAGGAUUCCCGAGUGUCCCGUCCCACAGUUUAGUGGGGGACCUGCGCAGACUUGGUAUUACGUGCUCGCCCCAAUGAUCAUUUAUCUAUGCGAGCGUCUGCUGCGCUUCAUUCGCUACAAUCAAAAUGUCCAAUACAGAAAGAUUGUGAUGCGACCGUCCAAAGUGCUGGAGCUGCAGCUGGUGAAGAAGGGCUUCAGGAUGGACGUGGGCCAGUACGUCUUCCUCAACUGCCCGGCCAUCUCGCAGCUCGAGUGGCACCCGUUCACCAUGACCUCCGCGCCCGAGGAGAACUUCUUCAGCGUCCACAUCCGCUCGGCUGGAGACUGGACCGAAAAACUCAUCGACAUCAUGCAAAAGCUACCGGAGGGAGCCCAGGGACCCAAGAUGGGCGUUGACGGGCCUUUCGGCACGGCCAGCGAGGACGUGUUCGACUACGAGGUCAGCAUGCUGGUCGGCGCCGGCAUCGGCGUCACUCCCUUCGCCUCCAUCCUCAAGUCCAUCUGGUACAAGUUCAAAGACAACGAUCCCAAUCUGCGCACCAGAAAGAUCUAUUUUUACUGGCUCUGCCGGGAAACCCACGCCUUCGAGUGGUUCGCCGACCUUCUGAAGGCGCAGGAGAAGGAGAUGGAGGACCGAGGCAUGGGGGAUUUCCUCACCUACAAGCUGUUUCUGACCGGCUGGGAUCAGAGUCAUGCCAAUUACGUCAUGGUUAACGUUGAUCGGGAAACAGAUGUGGUCACCGGCCUCAAGCAGAAGACUCACUACGGCCGACCCAACUGGGACAAGGAGUUUGAGGAAGUCCGCAAAGAAAACCCCACGUCUGUGGUGGGAACUUUUCUGUGCGGCCCCGAGGUUUUGGGAAAAGUUCUGGAGAAGAAAUGCGGCAAGUUCUCUGACGUUGACCCUCGCAAGACCAAGUUUUACUUCAACAAGGAGAACUUCUGAGCCAGAACAAUAGAGCCAUUGUUGAAAGCAGUGACUGAGGACUGGUUUUGGUUAGUGAGUAAUUUCUUGCAACACACUUGGUGACCGUGAAAGGUGCACAGCAACCUGUGCAACAGGCUGAGUGGGUUUAACAAUCAAGUCCACUUUGAUAAAGAAAGAUACUGUUGUUUGUCAAAGUGACUCAGGGUUCGACUUUAUUGCCAUGAAUCAUGACGGCUUCCAGUAAGCCAGCUCGAUUAAAGUUUUAUUCUUACUAUAUGAAGUCUGCUAAAACGUGCUGACAACACGUAGACCUGACUGGAUGUAUGUGUGUUAUAGUAUUUAUUUAUUUUUUAAACACAGCUGGUAUGGCUCUGAUUUUUAAAAUGGGCUGCUUUUAAUGUCUGUAGAUGAAGGUGUUUUUUUUUUUUAAUGAGCUGUUAAAUCUAGAUUUGUAGAAAUGAUUAUGAAGGCUUUGCUUUUGUUUUUUCCCUCUGUAAAACUAUAUAUUUCCUGCCAGCUGACUGUUAAAGCUUUGUAUCUUGACUGUGUUAAAGCUAUACAUAGAAUAAAUCUGUUACAGGAAAUCAUUUUUAUUUUUUUUCUCAAAUAAAUUACUCAAAACCUUGCAGUCACCUUGU
Messenger RNA from Fundulus heteroclitus (mummichog), 2585 nucleotides. RefSeq names its product NADPH oxidase 1 (gene nox1). Gene Ontology annotation, cellular component: plasma membrane; NADPH oxidase complex. Gene Ontology annotation, molecular function: superoxide-generating NAD(P)H oxidase activity. Lineage: Eukaryota; Metazoa; Chordata; Actinopteri; Cyprinodontiformes; Fundulidae. Gene Ontology annotation, biological process: superoxide anion generation; defense response. Bases 256 to 1965 code for a protein of 569 amino acids. The record is from RefSeq and is a predicted model, not a curated record. The transcript has 13 exons.